Molecule: messenger RNA, 2394 nt
Organism: Botrytis sinoallii
Lineage: Eukaryota; Fungi; Ascomycota; Leotiomycetes; Helotiales; Sclerotiniaceae
Exons: 2
Coding region: 1-2394 (797 amino acids)
Source: RefSeq, a predicted model, not a curated record
AUGUCUUUAGCCUCCUCCUUUCUACGGUGUCGACCAGUACCUUUCAGAAGUCAGGCUGCCAAUAGUUUCAUCGCUCCUCGCCUUUUCAGAACGUCUAUCAAUAGAUCUUUUCGACAAACGAACAUCAAGUACGCUUCUCCAUCUACAUCUCCGCCACGAUGGAAGGGCCUCGCUGCAAAGCUAUUCUCUCUUAAGAUUAUCACUGCGCCACUUGAUAUUGUCGCCCUUACAAUAGAAAAAUCAUUCGUAUCUCGAUGGCGACUCAUAAGAUUCGCUGCAAAACUUUUCAUUUAUGGGUUCGUUUGUACUUCGAUUUACAAAGGUAUCUAUGAGGUACCGAAGCUGCGUAGAUCUCUUCCACAACGGGAAGCUGGCCUCGGAACGGCUCUACUCUGUGUUCCUGUUGUUAUUUGGUAUUUUGUAGGCUUUUCCGCAAUAUGGAAAGUGCGUGAAUCUCUGUCGCCAUGGACAAGACUCGCUGCACGUUUCUUCAUCUAUGUAUCUCUUCCUAUUUCAAUUCAUACAGUAUUCGAUGUGGGAAGGGAACUUCUCUCUUCAUAUCCAAGAUAUCCACCGUUACUCAGUAAAAAUCUAGAUAAUCCUUUAUCAUAUCAACACAAUGUUUUGCCACAAGGAUACAUUCGGUUGAUCUUCAUCCGGCCUGGGAAACCCGAAGACCCGAUUGAGUUGCAUAUGAACAGUAUUAGAUUUCGCCCACUCGACCAUACGAAAUGGAUUCCUGCGAAGUAUGUCCCCCGAUAUGAGGCGUUGUCAUAUACCUGGGAUGAAGACGAAAAGAAAGAUAAGAUAUCAGUGAUCUUAAAUGGCAAACCCUUCGAUAUUACAUCUAACCUCCAUUCUGCGCUUCUUGCCAUUCGACGUGGCGAUAAUUUCUCGCCAUUCUGGAUAGACGCAAUCUGUAUUGAUCAAAACGAUAAUGUCGAAAAAGAGCAACAGCUGAGAAUUAUGCAUCAAAUUUAUAAAAACGCCACCAAUGUGCGCGUCUGGCUCGGGAGUGACGAUCAAUCUGUUGAUAUACCUGCUGGGUUGGCACUUAUAUCUCACUGUCUUACAGAGUUUGAACAAGUGCGCGGGCGGAAGAAUUCAAAGCUUGAGAGCGACUGGGAUAUUUUGCAUUCCACUUCGUGGACUGCGAUCAGAUGGCGACUUUUUUAUAGGAUACUUAGGGAAUUCAUCUCUGGAACGGAAAUGGAUUUGAAUAUGGUAACAAUAGCAGGACAAUAUCUCAAGGAAGACGAGAAGGACUUUGUCGUACAAAAAAUUGACUGGCACACUGGGCCUGAACAUAGUUCCGGUUGGAAAGCAAUCAGGAAAAUACUUAAUCAUUCCUAUUUCACCAGAUCUUGGAUAAUACAGGAAUUGGUACUCUCUUCCAACCGAUCAAUAUUUGUAGGCGAUUACGACAUAACCGAUAUCCUUCGCUUUGUUCAACUACUGUAUGCGACUCCUGAAAUCCAGAGAGAGCUUCCCUCUGAAUGUCGUAUUGAGCCGGAGGUUACAUGGCGAAUCCACCAACUGAUCGAGAGUAUUAUAGAAUACAAUGGAGCCUUAGAUCUUGCAAAGCUUUUAGCGACCUUUAGGGGGAAAGGUUCCAAAAUGCCAGAGGAUCAGAUAUACAGUCUAUUAGGAUUGACAGCAGAGAAAAAUACUAGCUAUAAUGGGCAUCGCCUUGUACGGUUUCCAGAGAUCGAUUACAGACAAUCGAUCCAGAAGCUGUGCACUGACACGACAAAAUACAUAUUGGCGCAGAAUAAUAACUUGGACGUUCUCCGAAUGGUUAACACACAUGCGAAGCCGAUGAAUGAAGAACAAUGGCCGUCAUGGGUGCCAAAUUUCACGUCACCCCUACCUGGAUUAGGAGAGGCGAAAAGUUCCUGUUGGAGGUUACCACCAGGAGAUGCAUCGCGUACAAGGUUACCUAGGCAGAAGAGGGCCAUUCAUACUGAAAAUGAUAAGUUGCUGAUUUAUGGGCAUGUGCUUAGCGAAAUCAGAAAGCCGAUCAGAGUAGUAGAGAACAAUGGGCGGCGCAACAAAGAGCUAGAACAUGAGAAGCGACCAAUAGGUGAGAGACAACUCCCACUUUUUGAGAUGGAAUUUCUACCAAUGAGCGUUUGGGAAGACAGUGAAGAGCGCGAGGUACAUGGGACAAUUGAUGUCAAAAAGGGGGAUUUGGUGGUUAUGGUUGCGCGUUCGCAGAGUCCGUUGAUUUUGAGGAGGCUGAAAGACGCACAGAGGGGUAAAAAAGGGAAAGAGUGUGAAUGGCCUGAGUACAAUAUAGUCGGGACGGCCUAUAUACCGGAACUCGAUCUUAUUAAAUUUGACCAUCUUGCGCAGAAGAUAAAGUGGGAUUUCCAGAAGAUGGCUAUAGUCUAA